CGAGGAGGAAUGGGCCUGGGUGGCACCGGGGUGCUGGCUCCCUUCAGCCUGGUGCUCCACCGUAGCUGCAUGGUCAGAUCAGACUCUCUGGGGUGCUACCUAAGUGCCAAACCUUUAUGAAGUUCUCCAGGUGAUCUCAACGUGCCGCAAAGCUGAGAAUCUUUGUCUUGGGACAGAGUCUCAUGAAGCGCUCCUCAGCAUCGCCGGGAGGCAUGUGCAAGUUACAGAGGACCGGGCCCCACCUGAGCGUUGGCUUCUGCGGCUCUGGGGUGGGCCCCAUUAACCUGCAUUUUAACAAGGUUCCCGAUGCUGCUGUCCGAUACUUUGAGAACGAAUCUUGAAGAGCCUGGCUCUUCUUCUAUUUUUAUUGGAGUUCAGCUGCGAGUGGGUGGAGAGGGAGGAACGAAAUCGGGUAGGAGAGAACAGAUACCAUCAGCCUCCCCUCCUUCCUGGCCCAACCGCGCUCAGAGCUGAAGGUGAACCGGCCUACAGCCUUAUUCUUAGCCUUUUUUUUUUUUUUCACAGAUUGAGAAAAUAAAGGUUCUUCAGAGGUCAUGUGUACGGUCCAGAGCUGAUCAGACCAGGUGUAACCAUCCUGGUUUACUAGUUGCUGGCUCCUUGCCCACACAGGCCACCCUCUCCCCGCCUUGGCGCCGCACCUCCAGGAAACCCGGCUCAAUCUGUGAACCUCUCCUCCCCGCCUCCACCCCUGCGCGUCCUUACGUCCUUACGUCCUUACGUCCUUACGUAGCCACGCAGGCAGCGUGCACCCGAGGACGUUCAAAACGCGGGGAGCACGACGUUCAAAGCACACAGCAUACUGCGCAGGCGCGAGCGGCGAGGCGUUGCAGCCGCCGUCAUGGCCUGUGUCAACUCCGUGCCUAAACUCUACAGAUCUGUAAUUGAAGAUGUGAUUGAAGGAGUACGGGAUCUAUUUGCUGAAGAAGGUAUAGAGGAACAUGUCUUAAAAGACUUAAAGCAGCUCUGGGAAACAAAGAUUUUGCAGUCUAAAGCAACAGAAGACUUCUUCAGAAAUAGCGUCCAUUCACCUCUGUUCACCCUUCAGUUGCCACACAGCUUGCACCCAACAUUGCAAUCAUCAACAGCUUCUUUAGUUAUUCCUGCUGGUAGAACUCUUCCCAGUCUUACCACAGCAGAACUGAGCACCGCAAACUCCAGUGCAAACUUUGCUUUUCCUGGUUAUCCUAUUCAUGUACCAGCAGGUGUGACGCUACAGACUGCAUCUGGUUACCUUUAUAAAGUCAAUGUACCAAUUGCGGUGACACAGACUUCUGGAAGAGCAAGUAUUCUUCAGCAUCCAAUUCAGCAAGUAUUUCAGCAGCUUCGGCAGCCUUCAAUAAUACAGACCAGUGUUCCACAGUUGAAUCCAUGUUCUCUUCAAGCAGCUAUUGAAAAAUCACAGAGAAUGGAAACUGUGCUCCAGCAACCCACAAUUCUUCACGCUGGGACAGUGGAUAGGAAACAUUUAGAAAAUGCCACCAGUGAUAUACUUGUACUUCCUGGAAGUGAGCAUAAAAUCAUGUCUGAAGCUUUGUUGAGUCAGCCAGCAAGCUCUCAGUAUGUCAGCCUUCCUGGUGUUGGAGUUCCUCCACAGGUCUCUCAAAGAGAUGCCAAUGUGGAGCCAUUGCUCAGUGUUUCAGCUGGUGGGACUCAAAAUCUGCAUGGUGGGCCCAUCGCCACAGGCCCUCAGGGGGCUCAGCACCAGCACUCAUCUGAUGGUCAGCUUCAUUUUCUUAAAAAUAGGAUGUUGGGAUGUGAUUCUGUGAAGCAGCCAAGAAAUACAGAGGAACCCAGCAGCCUACCUGUCUCAGAGAAGGAUUAUAAUUCUCAGAUGGGAUUAAGCAUUCAGGUACCUGAUGAAGAUAUUUAUGAAAUAAUUCAAAUAGAUGGAACUGGUGAUACAUCUUCCAAUGAUGAAAUAGAAAGUACAAAAGAUGUAGAUGAGCAUGAAGUUCUAGAGAUUAUUGAUGCAGGAGACCUGAAGGUACUUGAAGGAGAAGCUGAUAACAUAUCAAAUGGAGAUUCAACUACUAACAGUAGUGAUAACGAAGACCCUCAAACAGACAUUGUGGAAGAGGACCCCUUAAAUUCUGGAGAUGAUGUUAGUGAACAGGAUGUGCCAGACCUGUUUGACACGGAUAAUGUAAUUGUCUGUCAAUAUGACAAGAUUCAUCGAAGCAAGAACAAAUGGAAAUUCUAUUUGAAAGAUGGUGUUAUGUGUUUUGGAGGGAGAGACUAUGUAUUUGCAAAAGCCAUUGGUGAUGCAGAGUGGUAAAACUUAGGAGCUCGAUACAUCAUAAACAUCAGUGGGACUAUAUCAUGCAUUGUGAAACUUGUUUUUGCUUCAGUAUAGUCCACAAAGCUGCUUAAAUUUUGGUUCACUGGAAUUUAAUAAAAUUAUAAUUCAGAUGCAGAUAUGAAUAUACAAUUUUAUAUUUCUUUCAUUUACUAAUUUAAAAGGGUCUUUUUUUGUUAAACCCUCAUUAUCUGUACCAUAACAAAGCAUAGAUGCAUCAGGUGUGAUGGAGCAUGAGGAAAUGUCACAUUUAUUUCCCUUGAAGUAAAAUUUAAAUCAGACUAUAGUUCCCCUGCAUAGUGAAAUCAGGAUCAGUUAAUAGAUUGGAGCCAGUGUUUCUCCCAUCUCUCACCAAGUAGUAGCAGGAUAUAUAAGAGGGCCUCUCUGGGUCUUUUAGUCUAUACUCCUUACUCGCAAUCAACCCAGAUGGUUCCUUGGAGGCAGAUGCCUCUGCUAAACCCAUGCUAUACAUGAACAAGGAAAUCUUUGCUGAGGCCAGGGUUCCUGAGCUAAGAAUCAGCCUCUCUGGGCU
Messenger RNA from Myotis daubentonii (Daubenton's bat), 2849 nucleotides. It is a transcript of the gene GTF2A1L, whose product is annotated as general transcription factor IIA subunit 1 like. Gene Ontology annotation, biological process: transcription by RNA polymerase II; transcription initiation at RNA polymerase II promoter. The record is from RefSeq and is a predicted model, not a curated record. Gene Ontology annotation, cellular component: transcription factor TFIIA complex. Lineage: Eukaryota; Metazoa; Chordata; Mammalia; Chiroptera; Vespertilionidae.